AUGGCGAGAAAAAGUGACAAUGCAAAGAGCAUCAACGUCGCGGUGGUCGGGCUUUCCGGCACGGAGAAGGACAAGGGACAGGUCGGCGUCGGCAAGUCGUGUCUGUGUAAUCGCUUCAUGCGUUCCAUGAGCGAUGACUACAACGUCGAGCAUAUUUCGGUGUUGUCGCAGUCUGACUUCAGCGGACGUGUGGUGAACAAUGACCACUUCCUGUAUUGGGGUGAGGUGAUGAAAACGGCGGAGGAUGGGACGGAGUUUCAGUUUCAAGUUAUAGAGCACACGGAAUUUAUAGACGAUGCGUCGUUUCAGCCGUUCAAAGGCGGCAAAAUGGAACCAUAUGCGAAGAGAUGCGCUGCUACGAAGAUUACAAGCGCGGAGAAGCUCAUGUAUAUCUGUAAAAAUCAGCUGGGCAUAGAGAAAGAAUACGAACAGAAAGUUCUACCUGACGGUAAAUUGAACAUUGACGGAUUUUUGUGUGUGUUUGAUGUGAGUCUCGUGCCGAAUAGGGCAAUAGAAAAGCAGGUUGAGAUUGUGGCGAAUAUCUUGAACAAUUUGAUGAAGACGAAAAAGUCGAUAGUACUGGUAACGACCAAGAACGACGAUGCGAAUGAGCAGUUUGUCAAAGAGGCCGAGAAGUUAAUAAUGCGCAAAGAAUACAAGGGAUCGAUUUUAAUCGUCGAAACUUCGGCGCACGAGAACAUCAACGUGGAUUUGGCGUUUAUGAUUCUGGCGCAGUUAAUCGACAAGACGAAAAUGCGCAGUAAAGUGAUACCAUUCUCGGAGGCAGCCAGAGCUAGGAAGGAACUCUUGGAUGCAUCGACGGAAUCGUUACAGAGAUUGAUCCGAAUACACGUAACCGAUUAUCGCGCCUUGUGGUCGCAAGCAUCGAAGAAAUUAGCGCAACUCAAAGAAUUUUCCACCUUUGUAGAGUUAUUCGGUAUCGAAUCGACGCAGAGAUUAUUCAGAAGGCAUAUUAAGAAGUUGAAAGACGAACAGAUAGCGAAAAAAAUACAGGGCUACUUAGAUAUGUUACCGGAUAUACUUCAUGAAAUUUGUCCAGAUAUAUCGAAUUUAAUUAAUGAAGAAUGGUCGGCGGUGCAACAAUACAUAAAGACGCAUCCUGAUUUUGAUCAAUAUUUCUACGAAUGUCCCGAGGAUAUACCGUGGAUCGAUUGUGAUUUUGGAGAAAACAACGGCACGAAAAUUCCAUACGAUGUGCUGGAGACUCCCGAAGCGGAAACCGUAUUUAAAAAUCAUAUAAAUGCUCUACAGCAAGAGCAACGGCGAUUAGAACUUCCGAAAAGGUGGAAGAAACAAUUUAAACAAUUGUUGGAGGAAACUGGUUAUGUUACGCCUGGAAAACACUUGUCUGAAGUUAGAGUUUUAUUUAUGGGUAGAGAAUGCUUUGAGGAGCUUUCUCAUCAUGAUUGUCAAGAAAUUUAUGAUCAGCAUCAAAAAGAAAUUAUUGAAAAAGCAAAGCACAAUUUUCAAGAAUUAUUGUUGGAACAUGCUGAUCUAUUUUAUCAUUUCAAGAGUAUAGCUCCAUCGGGAACUAUUACACAAGAUGAUAUAAAAGAAAUUACAGACGCAUUAUUGGAUGAUUUUAGAUACAAAGCAUUAGAUAGAUUAGAUCAAGAUAGAAAGUUAAUGUUGUUUCAACAUUUGGGAUUUGUACAUUGUCCUAUAAGGGAGCAUUGUCCUGCAUAUCCCAAUUGCAUGGACGCACUUAUAGAAAGAAUACUCGGAACAAAAGCACACAGACCUUCCUCAUGGAAUCACAGUAGUCAGUGGCAGUUAACGUCGGACAACAAUCAAUUAAAUUUAGUUAUACUUGGAAGUAACGGGCUAAGCGAAGAGUUUGCUCGCGAAAUAAGGGCACAAACAGAUGAUGACGAAGUGGAAAUAGAUUGUCAACUCUACACUCUCGGAUAUCGCAUCAUAGACGGCGAUGUCGGACUACCGCAUAAUUCCUUCACUACCUCCGAUUUCAUGCCGCAUGGAUCCUUUUGUAUCUAUUCGAAUGAAGAUUCAUUCGAAUAUAUUCGAUCUUCUUUAGAGAAAACCUUGUUAUCAAAUCUAGAGCAAGAGGAUAGACUACCAUUUCAAGGAUUGCCCAUUGUAAUAAUGUUUAUACCAGAAGCUAGUAUUGAUGAAAUGGAGGCCAUGAAGCUCAGAGAAGAGGGACAAAAUCUCGCCGACAGUUUGCAGUGUCCGUUUAUCGAUGUCUGCAUAGACGAUCUGGAGCAAGAGAAGCACAAAAGGUUUCCGACUUCAUUGGUAAAGGACGCUUUGCAACAACUUAUACAAUCCAUAAAUCACAGAGCUGGUUUUUUAAAUAUAUAUCAAAGCGUUAUUGAAUGUUUGGAGCCUGAUAUUAGAAUAAUAAUGUGUAUGUUCUGCGGCGAUCCUUAUUCAGUUGAGAACGUUCUUGGCCCUUUACUCAAUCAUCAAUGCUGCUUUCUCAGUGGAGAUAGAUCUAUAGUUUUGGAAACAUUUUUGGGAGAAUGUAAACGUAGAGUUGAAGUCAUUAUCUCGAGUUUUCACGGAGCCAAUGCAUUUAGAGAUGAAUUAGUACAUGGUUUUAUACUCGUCUAUUCCACAAAGAGGAAAGCCUCUCUCGCGACUCUAAAUGCUUUUUCCACCAAUAUACCAAAUUUGCCAAUACAAAUAAUGGCUGUGACUGAUACUGGCGGUGCGAAUGCUUUCUUCAGUAAUGAUUUAAGUCACCUACUUAUCACAGAGGGAAACGCAAUUGCGGAUAAAUUGGAGGCGCAUUUCAUGACAUCCGCAUCUAGUUGUCAACAAAAAACUGCGUUUUACACGCCCUUCUUCAAAGUGGUAUGGGAGAAGAAACCGGAGAUCGAGCAGGCGUUUAACAUGGAGGAGCCAGGGAAUUUGAAUGAUAGCGGAGAAGGCACCCUAGAAUAUUCGGCUUUACAUCCAAUGCCGCCACCGCGACAUGAGAGCUAUCACCUUCAAACACCGGAUGACGGUAUGUCUGUAACUUUCAGAAGCGGCUCCGAGUCGUACGAACAAUUGACGCCCGAUGGUGACCUAGGUGACACCGGUUUGACUGAACAAUUCGCCGAUCACAGAGCCACUCCAAGCGACGACAGUGACAUUUACAGCCAGGUUGAUUUCUAUCGGGAAGAGAGGGAGAGAGAUUUAAUGAAAAAUGAAGAUAUCACGAAUAAACUGUCUGGUUGGGUAAAGGACACGUUCAUGCGCCAAGACGGAGUUACUAACAGUUACUCGCACAGAGCUUUCACGACAGGUCGACGAUAUAUCUCCCAGGCUAAGCCACGGCCGAAAGGCAACAGUCAGACCUUGAAACAACCCGGAAAAAUUAAUCUGAAAGACUUUUCCAAUGUAACGGACGUUAUAGCCAGAAUGACGAUCGGCGAGAAAGAUGAGCACGGUCCAAAAAUGACAAUGGGUCACGCUCCUCUCGCCACUCCGGAACUGGUAGAUCUCGGUUCUGAAUACGCGCAGGUGAAAGACGUUGUUCCGAACAUGUAUUCCGCCUACGAUGGUGAUUAUAUGUACGCCUUGGUGCAAGAUUCUAUCGGCAACAAUAAAUCCAAGUUGCGUCACCGACGCGAAAAGGGACAACCAUCGUACAGCGAUUCUGACUCGGAGUGGAGUUCCUUGGAGAGACAAAGAGCGACAGACAUCUUGGGCAAGGGGAAUAAAAAGCCAUCGUCGCACAAACGAAUACGCAAGAAACGCACUGCGAUACCAGUCGCGACGCCAAAAGUGCCAUCAUUAGCCAGCAUGGGUAGCGGGGAUGGUAUAGUCGGCCUCAACUAUAACAUGAAAGACGAGAAGAAUUGGCGUGUUGAUCCCGCAGAGAGAGUAUCUAGCGAAACACCCGAUACUUCCGAAUCGAGCGAUCCGGAACAUACUUCACGGUCCAGAUCGAAACAAUAUAAAUACGCAGCAGCUAGUCUGCGAAAAAGAUUUUCCGGAAAUUCUCUGCAACAGCAAUACUUACAACAUCCGUUUAAUAUGAAACAUAUGACGCAGGAGAUGUUCAGCGCCUCUUCCAAGCACAGAGGUGAAAAUACAUUUCCAGAUGAUGAAUCAAGUCUAGACGUUUCCUCGCCGCGUGAAAUUAAUUCUCCCAGUUUCGGUAUAUUGAAUAAGUCGAAGGACAGCGAUAAGUUAACUAGAAAGAAAGAUAAACAAAAGGCAAAGGAGGACGAAAAGUUAGAGAAAAGAAGGCAAAAAGAGGAAAAACUUAAAAAGCAUGCAGAGAAGGAGAAAGAGAGAGAAAAGAAGAAACAGGAGAAGAUAAAACAGACCAAAGGUCCGGGGGGAACACCGAUCUCGAGUCAAUCACAGCAACCCUUGAUUGAAGAUUUUGCGCAGAGCGAAACGAAUCGGAUACCUUUGUUCCUCGAGAAGUGCGUUCGAUUUAUCGAAGACGAGGGUUUGGAUUCGGAAGGGAUAUAUAGGGUGCCCGGUAAUCGUGCACACGUGGAAUUACUUUUCCAAAAGUUCGAAGAAGAUGGUAAUGUCGACAUACAUUCUUUGGAUAUUCCUGUAAAUGCUGUCGCUACAGCCCUGAAAGACUUCUUUUCCAAGAGAUUACCACCGCUUAUUGAUAAAGAACGCAUGAGCGAAUUGGAAGAUAUAUCGGGUGCACGAGGUAUUAGCAAACCUAUGUCAGCGACUUGCAUGAACAUGGAAGACCGAAGCGGGAGACUGUUAGCCUUGCGUAUGAUGCUCAACAAGUUAAAUCCAGUAAACUUUGACGUUCUUAAAUUUAUCUUCCAGCACUUCGUGAAAGUUGCGGAGAAUUGUAAACUUAAUAGUAUGGACAGCAAGAACUUAGCGAUUUGCUGGUGGCCUACGUUACUACCGAUCGAGUUCAACGACCUCGGCAGAUUUGAAGCUAUGAGGCCGUACCUGGAAGACGUAGUCCAGACGAUGAUCGAUCAGUAUCCCUUCCUGUUCUGUGGUGAGGAUGCUGUUGUGAUGGUGUAGUGACGAAACGCGUUAUUUAACUGUGCAGUGCAGAGUUCUCAACGUCCGUGCGAGACUGCAGUAUUUCUUGUGGACAACGGUGGUAGAAGUAGCGCGUCCAGCCGAGACCUCGCAAUAACGCGCCUGCUUCGUAAAAUAACCCGAGAUUUCUUUUAUACGUUGUCGACAGUUGCGAUACAGGCGUAAACGAUUGGUCUCAAAAUAUAGUUUGUUAGUUAUUAAUAUUAAACUUCGCUUUAGUACUCGUAAUACAACUAAUACAAGUCCCACGUAGAUGCAACGUGGACGAACAAAGUCUAUUUAAGUUUAGUCAUUCGCAUUCGUUCAUUUCCGGAAUGUGCGACAAGCAAGAUUUUUCCUUGUGGAAUCGAUCGAUUGAUGGUCCUAAAAUGAUGGUUAUUCGCGUGCGCGGAUCAGAUAAUACAAAAAUAUUAAGAGUCAAUCCAUGUGUCAUAACAGUAUGCAUGUAUCAUGUUGGAUGUAUCCAGAGCGAUGUAUUUAUUGAUAUUGUAUUAGGGAUGUACGACUCGAUAUUUGAUAAUAGCGAUUAGCUCUUUAUAAGUAGUUAUUAAGAAAGUAAGAUCGAUGUUGCUUUUUUUAUUCGCUUUUUUUGCUCCGUCUUUCCGUUCUCUUUCUUCGUGUCUUCUUGUCCACAUUGCCAAGAAUGAAAGUGCUGAGCGCAAAGUAACGACAUUAAUGUAGUCUCGUUAAAGAGACUGUUAUUAGUAUUUAAAGGAGGGUGUGUCCAGCCCAUAUUUACAAAAGGUACGAAGCGUAUAUAAAACGAGAUUUAUCGUCAAAUAUUACAUAUUACAUAGCAACGAUAUCAAAAAUGCCAGAAUUUUUAGCGUAUUUCCUUUUGCCAAUGCACAAAUCGCUUCUCGAGUGUAUUUACUUUUGCAUUUCUAUCGAUUAUCUCGUGCAAGAAUUUUUAAACAGUUUUUAUCCGCGUAUCUGGGCUGAGCGAACUCAAACGACGAUACAAUCCGUAUAUUCAUUCCGUCUAAAAAAAAUGGUAAAGUAAAAACGAAAAAAAGAAACACGAAAAGCGUUACAUGUAAUUGCACAAUGUCUUGACAAAUAGCGUUAACAUGCGUAUGCGAAAGCAGGAUAAAAAAAGGAGAAGUAUUUCGUACACGCAACUCACACAGACACACAUAAAAGUGGAAUCGAAAUAACUUAAGAAAUAUUUAGAGCUACGAACAAUAUUAAAGUUUCUUAAAACGGAUAUGUACAUAGAAUUUUAACGAUUUAAGAUAUAUACGAAGUUUGUAAGACAAGACAUUAAAUUCAUAGACUUUUUUUCAAGAGUAAAAGAAGUCCGUUUUAUGCAAGGAGCAGACGUUACUUCGUUCGUAUCUUUGCAAAAAAAGAAACGCAGAAAGUAUUUAUUAGCACGCUACUAUCGCGCAUAAGGGAUUCAGGACCGACGAUUCAGUUAAAUGAAAGAGAACUAUCGUCUAUCUUUUUAUAUUUAAUCGGCCGCGCACACGUUAAUUUAUUUUUUUCGCUGUUCGCUUUGAAUUCACAUGAAUCCGCGGAUCCAGCGGGUCAUUUUCAUAGGUGUGCCAUAACUUAAACUCGAUGUUAACGAUCGUAAUGACAGAUGUAUGCCUUUUGGCGGCUCAACAUUCGAAAGUAAGCGUGUCGUUUAAUAGCCGACCGCGAGCGUUCGCGAUCGCAGUGUAUUGCCGAGAGAUACUUAAAUGUCGCCUCUGAAUGUUGGAGCCAUUAUGAAUAAAAGAAAAAAAAGGAACAGUACACACGCGCGCACACAUAACACACAUACACAUACACUUUUGUAACCCGAAGAUUAAUCUCAAACAUUCCUGUAAGGAACGUCGAUGUUACUUUAUAGUCUCGCGAGAGACGCGUUUCAAUCGAACCGAGUUCGUAAAAUUCAUGAGAGAAAUCUCGAGAGUCUCGCAAGAGAAAGAGAUAAGAAAAGAAAAAUCUUUUUAUCGAUCCUCGUGGGAAACGUGCGUCUCGCGAACUCAGCCGCUCUGUAUUUGUAAGGAAAUCGUUGUAACGAUAUUUCUAUAAUCGACGCGUCGCGAGGAUGUGCGCGACGAGAGGAAAAAAGAAGGAACGGAUCGUACAUUCCCCAUUUAGUCGUAAAGAAAGAAAAACAGAUUUUAUACAUUCGUACGUACGUAAUUG
Mycetomoellerius zeteki is the source of this 7149-nucleotide messenger RNA. It is a transcript of the gene RhoGAPp190, whose product is annotated as Rho GTPase-activating protein 190. Gene Ontology annotation, molecular function: GTP binding; GTPase activity; GTPase activator activity. The transcript has 23 exons. The record is from RefSeq and is a predicted model, not a curated record. Bases 1 to 4989 code for a protein of 1662 amino acids. NCBI's taxonomy places the organism in Eukaryota, Metazoa, Arthropoda, Insecta, Hymenoptera, Formicidae. Gene Ontology annotation, biological process: regulation of axonogenesis; Rho protein signal transduction; regulation of cell size. Gene Ontology annotation, cellular component: cytosol.